GGUGGCGCGGGCGCGCGGCCGAACGCUAGCGCCAGGGGGCGGGGUGGGGGAGGGGGGCUAGCCCUCUGAGAGCCGGGUUGGGCUCGCGGUGCCACGAUUGGUCGCUCCUGACUCCGCCUCCAGCGCAUCUCAUUAGCAUCUCAUUAGCUGUCCGCUCGGGCUCGGGAGGCAGCCACCGCCGCCAGUCUGAGGCAGGUGCCCGACAUGGCGAGUGCUGUGCUGCCGAGCGGAUCCCAGUGUGCGGCGGCAGCGGCUGUGGCGGCGGCGGCGGCGCCUCCAGGGCUCCGGCUCCGGCUCCUGCUGUUGCUCCUUUCGGCCGCGGCACUGAUCCCCACAGGUGAUGGACAGAAUCUGUUUACUAAAGACGUGACAGUGAUUGAAGGAGAAGUUGCAACCAUCAGCUGCCAAGUCAAUAAAAGUGACGACUCUGUGAUUCAGCUCCUGAACCCCAACAGGCAGACCAUUUACUUCAGGGACUUCAGGCCUUUGAAGGACAGCAGGUUUCAGCUGCUGAAUUUUUCUAGCAGUGAACUCAAAGUGUCACUGACAAAUGUCUCAAUUUCGGAUGAAGGGAGAUACUUCUGCCAGCUCUACACGGACCCCCCUCAGGAAAGCUACACCACCAUCACAGUCCUGGUCCCUCCACGUAACUUGAUGAUCGAUAUCCAGAAAGACACGGCAGUUGAAGGGGAGGAGAUUGAAGUCAACUGUACUGCCAUGGCCAGCAAGCCAGCAACGACCAUCAGGUGGUUCAAAGGGAACAAGGAACUCAAAGGCAAAUCAGAGGUGGAAGAGUGGUCGGACAUGUACACUGUGACCAGUCAGCUGAUGCUGAAGGUGCACAAGGAGGAUGAUGGGGUCCCGGUGAUCUGCCAGGUAGAGCACCCUGCAGUCACUGGAAACCUGCAGACCCAGCGCUAUCUAGAAGUGCAGUAUAAACCGCAAGUGCAUAUCCAGAUGACUUACCCUCUACAAGGCUUAACCCGGGAAGGGGAUGCGUUUGAGUUAACGUGUGAAGCCAUCGGGAAGCCCCAGCCUGUGAUGGUAACUUGGGUGAGAGUCGAUGAUGAAAUGCCUCAGCAUGCCGUACUGUCUGGGCCAAACCUGUUCAUCAAUAACCUAAACAAAACAGAUAACGGUACUUACCGCUGUGAGGCUUCCAACAUAGUGGGAAAGGCUCAUUCGGACUAUAUGCUGUAUGUAUACGAUCCCCCCACAACUAUCCCUCCUCCCACAACAACCACCACCACUACCACCACCACCACCACCACCAUCCUUACCAUCAUCACAGACACCACGGCGACGACAGAACCAGCAGUACACGGCCUUACUCAGUUGCCCAAUUCCGCAGAAGAACUGGACAGUGAGGAUCUCUCAGAUUCUCGAGCAGGUGAAGAGGGGACCAUUGGGGCAGUGGACCACGCAGUGAUUGGCGGCGUCGUGGCCGUGGUGGUGUUUGCCAUGCUAUGCUUGCUCAUCAUUCUGGGCCGCUAUUUUGCCAGACAUAAAGGUACAUACUUCACUCAUGAAGCCAAAGGAGCCGAUGACGCAGCAGACGCAGACACAGCUAUAAUCAAUGCAGAAGGAGGACAGAACAACUCUGAAGAAAAGAAAGAGUACUUCAUCUAGAUCAGCCUUUUUGUUCCAAUGAGGUGUCCAACUGGCCUGUUUAGAUGAUAAAGAGACAGUGAUACUGGAACUUGCGAGAAGCUCGUGUGGUUUUUUGGUUUUUGGUUUUUGUUUUUUUUGUUUUUUGGUUUUUUUUUUUAUGAGUGGGUGGAGAGAUGCGAGACUGGGAAGGCUUGGGAUUUGCAAUGUACAAACAAAAACAAAGAAUGUUCUUUGAAAGUACACUCUGCUGUUUGACACCUCUUUUUAAUCUGGUUUUAAUUUGGUUUGGGUUUUGGUUUUUUUCAUUUCUAUUUCUUCCUACCAAGUCAAACUUGGUUACUUGGAUUUGGUUUCGGUAGAUUGCAGAAAAUUCUGUGCCUUGUUUUUCAUUCGUUUGUUGUGUUUCUUCCCUCUUGCCCUUUUUAUGCAUUUAUUUUUCCUAAAAUCAAGUUUGUUUUUCUCCCCCUCCCAAACCUCCCAAUUUUUGGAAUUGACCUGCUGGGAUUCCUAAGGCUUUCCCCAUCGCCAGUUUCUUCUGUUUGUGUUAACAGUGACUGCUUUCUGUUCCAAAUUCAGUUUCAUAAAAGGAAAACCAGCACAGUUUAGAUUUCAUAGUUCAGAAUUUAGUGUCUCCAUGAUGCAUCCUUCUCUGUUGUCGUAAAGAUUUGGGUGAAGAAAAAAAAAGAAAAAAAAGAAAAAAAAAAGAAAACACUGAAAACUCUUUGCUGCUGCCCAUGUCUUAAAUACGUAGAGCAGCGAAGACUAGAAAUGUAGACUGUGACCCAGACGCUGUCGUCUGCUGUGGAUCUUCAUUACUGUACAGGGUUAUCUGCAAGUGAGGUGUGUCGCAAUGAGAUUGAAUCUGUCGUUAAUUCUUUAUCUGUAGGCGGCUCAGUAUAGAUUACCCCACGCUGUGCAGAAAGUUUUUGGAGUGGAAAGGUCUCCUCCUUCCUCAUUGCCCUAAACAGACCCGACAGGUGAGGUCUGUCCGUUUUAUGUAAGUGGACAAAUUUGAGAUGCCACAGGAGGGGAAGCAGGGAGGGGGUAUGACGUUCUGCUCUGGUUAUUUCUACUCUCAACAAUUUCCAUCCACCUUUCCCAAUUGGCCUUACUGCUCGCUAAUGCAGGAGAGAGCAAGUCCGUGUGCUGUGUGACUGACUGGAGGGGACAGGUUUUGUUUAGGUUUUUUUUACCCUUACUUUUGUUUUGGUUUUGGGUUUUUUUCCCCCCUUUGUGCUUAUUAAGGACAGCAGUGGGCUGUGUCCUGUAUGUACUGUAUGUUACAGACACCAUCCUGCUGGGACACUUGUCCUGCUGGGAGUUCCAGCUCCAAUCCCUGCUCCACUCUCCUUCCUUCAGAUUUGGCUUGACAAAGGCAGGAGGUACAAAAGAAGGGCCAGUAUUGUUCUGGAAAGGUCAGAGCCAGCCGAGGUGGGAAAGCUGCAUGGACAGAUUUCCAGUUACUUAAUCAAAACUCAGAAUGGGAGUGUUUCUAUCUUCCGUGCACUAGGCCUGGCCUCUGUCCUCAGCCUUAAGAACCAUCUGCCAAAAAUUCCUCAUCUCGUAUGAUGGUAGUCAGAGCGCACAGCUACUAAAAUAAGUUUCUGUGAACAUAUCUUACACCGGAGCCUGGGGGAAGGUAGAGGAGCGGAGGAACCUUUUGCAUUCUCUAAAGCUAAGUGGGGGUUUGCAGAAGUACUGAGGAUAUCCAGCAGGAGUUCUGAAGGACAGGACCUAAACUCUUACCACAUGUGUCGGUAAUCUCCAGACUCCAAAACAGUCCCUCUGGAAAGACAGCAUCAGAAAAGAUAGGUCUAUCUAUAUAUAUAAAUAUAUAAAUAUAUAUUAUAUAACAUUUUCAGUCAGUACUUUUGCAUUUUGCAAGGUGCAUUUUUACUAUUGUUACAUUAUGUGGAAAACUUACGCUGAUUUAUUUAAGGGGAAAAAAGUGUUGACUCUGUUAUUUGAAAGCAUAUUUCUUUUUCUUGUCUUUAUUUUAAUUUCUGAUAGAACCACUGCAAUAUGGGGGCCUUUUGGGAAUGGACUGGUGUGUAAAGGAAAAUUCAUUACGGAGCAGUGUUUUGUUAACCCCUCUCCUGCCCCUAGACACUUAACCAAGACAAAAAAGCCACAAGGAACAUCCCUUUUUCAAGAAUUUUAUAAUGUACAUCUAUUCCGAGCCCUUAGCACCCAUCCUGACCAUAGUGACCAUAUCCAAGGGUGACAACCAGUUAGCAUGUUGUUGAAAGGGUUUUUCAGCUGUUCUUUUUAGAAAAAAAAAUAUAUAAAAAUAUAUAAAAAAAAAACAAAAAAAAACAAACACAAAAAAAACUACCAUUGUUCACAGAAUUGGCAUCUCAUUUUCGGGACCGCCCAUCUUUCUGUUUUGACAAGUGUACAGUAGUGCAGUGUUCUGAUGUAACUUUAUGGCUUACAAUGUUGACAUGUCUCAGGUUCCUGUGUUUCGAUUGGUGUUUUUCCGUCUCAGGUAGAUUGCAAAGUGUAGGCCCCACACAUUGGAAAAAUAAUAAUAAUAAUAAAUAAUAAUAAUAAUAAUAAAACAAAGCAAAAACAGGAAAUUAUGGAUUUUAGUUGUAUAUUGGUUUAUGUAUUUUUCUUAAGUAUACAGUGCACUGUUUGAAAUGUAUUGUUGAGUAUUACUUUGUACAGGUUGAUCACUUUUUUUAGAGUGAAGAAAGAACAAACUUGGUUUUUUUUGUGUUUUUUUUAAAGGAGUAUAAAAUAAUGAAGGAUGUAUAAUUGAUGCCAAAUAAGCUUGUUCUUUAGUCACGAUGACGUCUUGUUUUUCCCUCUAGGCCAGUUCUGUUUCUAAGGUGUACAAGGACCAUGUUACAGUGUAAGAAACUCCACAUCCGUGUGUUCCCAUUCGCAUUUUGUAUUGGUUCAUGUAUACCAUUUUUACAAAAAGAAAAAAGAAAAAAAAAGAAGUACUAUAAAAUAUCUGUCUUCUUAAUAAAAAAAUUAAUGUUACAAGUGA
This is a messenger RNA of Mastomys coucha (southern multimammate mouse), 4609 nucleotides long. RefSeq names its product cell adhesion molecule 1 (gene Cadm1). Gene Ontology annotation, biological process: cell recognition; detection of stimulus; susceptibility to natural killer cell mediated cytotoxicity. Gene Ontology annotation, cellular component: neuron projection; synapse; plasma membrane. The coding region runs from base 205 to 1629 and encodes 474 amino acids. The transcript is spliced from 12 exons. Gene Ontology annotation, molecular function: signaling receptor binding. The record is from RefSeq and is a predicted model, not a curated record. NCBI's taxonomy places the organism in Eukaryota, Metazoa, Chordata, Mammalia, Rodentia, Muridae.